Messenger RNA from Knipowitschia caucasica, 927 nucleotides. The record is from the annotation of a GenBank genome assembly. Lineage: Eukaryota; Metazoa; Chordata; Actinopteri; Gobiiformes; Gobiidae.
AUGAGUCCAUAUGCCAUGUUCCCCAGCUCCAGCAUGUCCACCCCCUUCUCCGUGAAGGACAUUCUAAACCUGGAGCAGGCCCACUGCGUCCUGGCGUCUCAUCUGGACGCGUGCGCCGCAUCUUCCUCUUCUUCCUCGCCCUCCUCAUCCUCGUGCAUGAUGCAGGCCCAGCUGAAGCACGAGUCUCUGCGGGACAUGGCGCUGUUUGGGGACGGAGUCAGCGAUGCCAAAGGAAGCAGCUGCAGAGGAGCCCCUGUGCUCAACUAUACUCCGGCCUUUUAUGGCAAAUCUGUCCUGGACAUGGAUCUGGAGAAGGACGUGACCCCGGACGCGUAUGAAGACAAACUGACAAAAGAGGAGUUCGCAGACCCCUCGGACGUCCUGAAGCCAGAGGAGCACGAGCGGCCCCUGAAAACCCGCAGGCGCAGAAAGCCCCGGGUGCUCUUCUCACAGGCUCAGGUGCAUGAGCUGGAGCGCCGCUUCAGACAACAGCGCUACCUGUCCGCUCCAGAGAGGGACCACCUGGCCGGAGUGCUCAAGCUCACCCCCACACAGGUCAAGAUCUGGUUCCAGAACCGCCGCUACAAGUGUAAGAGACAGAGGCAGGACCAAAGCCUGGAGAUGGUGUCUCUGCCCCCGCCACGGAGGGUCUCUGUCCCGGUGCUGGUGCGCGAUGGAAAACCCUGUCUCGCUGCGGACUCUGCGGCCUAUAACCCGUCCUACUUUCCCUACAACAACUACCCCACUUUUAGCAACUACACGAGCCCCGGCUGCAACACGAACUACGCCUGCAACUAUCCUGCCUCCAGCUCGCAGACUGUGCAGAGCACAUCCAGCAGCGGAUACGUGAACUUUGGAGAGCUUACACCGGUUCAGAGCUUCUCCUCCGGGGCAGUCUCCUCUCUGCACGGCAUCAGGACGUGGUGA